GUGCCAUGCCAUGCUUGCUUUGUGGUGGACGAUUUUGACCACUUCAGCAAUAUCUCUCGAUCAGGGCGGGUCCUAGGGGGACGUCCCAAUCAUACAGUAACAUAUAGAACCUUGAAUUCGGAUGCAUGUAUCUAGCGUCGCAUCAGGACCAUUCCUAUACGAGAUAGAAGAUAUUCGUGACAAUCAUCCCCGAAUUGAAUUAUUUCAGCCGUCGACCAAAUAAUUAGAAGGGAAUGACGAGAUAUUUAAAUAAGCUCCUGGAAAAUCGUUUAUACGCCACAAAUACGAUGCCUUGAUAACAUUUACAUAAUGACCAAUGGCUAAACCAAAGUCCAAAUUACAAAUGUGCUUGCGGUACAGAUCAAAUAAGGUUUAGAAAAGUAAUCAUAUGCACUUUGGUCGUCGGCCUGAAUAGUAUGAUAUACAACAUGACAAUAUGUAGUUGAAUGCCUUCAAGUUUCUUUGGAUUGUUUCAAUAUUAUUGAUCAUAUUGAUGGUUCUCUGCUCAUAACAAGAUGAAUAAUGUUAUUAAAAGUUUGAAGGAACGGAAGGCAUGGGAGCUAUGCCUUGCCUUCUUUCUCGCCCUGUUGCUAGUCUUCGCUGUCGUUGCCUGCUUCGUCUUCCCCCUGGUCCUUAACCUCGGAGACAAAGAUCACGACGUGACGCCGACGUCGGCGGCAGAUAUGGGAUACCGGUUUGAUGACGGAGCGGUCGCUGCCGAUGCAGAAAUCUGCUCGCAAGUCGGCAGAGACAUUUUACAAGAUGGUGGAUCGGCGGUAGACGCAGCAAUCGCAGCCAUGCUCUGUAUUGGUGUUGUUCAUCCUUCAAGUGCUGGUAUAGGAGGUGGAUUCUUCAUGACCGUGUAUGAGCGAGAGAGUGGUACUACUCGGGUCAUCGACGGCAGAGAAAGGGCUCCCUUUGCUGCCAACGAGACGAUGUUUGUUGAACAUCCAGAACUUUCUUUAGCGGGUGCAUUAAGCAUUGCGGUACCAGGUGAGCUCCAUGGUUACAAGCAAGCUCAUGAUCUCUACGGAAUCUUACCCUGGAAUCAGCUUUUCCAACCUGCUAUCGCGAUCGCAGAGGAAGGAUAUCUGAUCGAUAGAACCAUGGCGGCUGAUAUCGUUAACAACGAAGACUAUAUCAGAUCCGACGUGGGCUUGAGCUCUUUGUUUCUCGAAGAUGAUGGCAAUCUGAAGGAAGAGGGUGAUAUGGUUGUUAAUCCCCUACUAGCAGCAACAAUGAGAAGACUUGCUACAGAAGGAGUUGAUGUCUUCUAUACGGGUGACAUUGCUCAGACCUUGGUUGAUGAAACCCAAAAUAUAGGGGGUAUCAUUACCCUAGCCGAUAUGUCAUCGUAUGAAUCCUUGGUAAAACAACCAUUACAUGUCAACUUGUUUGAUGGACUGACUGCUUUGACAGCCCCACCUCCUUCUAGUGGUGUCGUGGCCGAGAUGAUCAUGAAUAUCAUGGAUGAAUACAGCUUCACGCCUGACGAUAUAUCAACGUUAGAGGGGGAAACGUUGAUGUAUCAUCGCUUCAUCGAAGCCACAAAGUUUGCAUUCGCAAAGAGGGCUCAACUUGGAGAUACAGAAUAUGAACCGGUACAAGAUCUCAUAUCAAAUAUGACUUCAGAAGACCUUGCAUCUCUGAUUCGCCAAAGUAUCGAUGACGUGAGGGUGACGUAUGAUAACGUCACACAAUAUGACGCGCCUUUUGUGAAUACUUUCGAUGAGGGCACGUCACAUCUGUCCGUGAUUGCACCAAAUGGGGAUGCAGUGGCAAUGACAAGUACCGUUAAUAAUGGGUUUGGAUCGAAGUUCAUGUCACCGACGACCGGUGUCAUACUCAACAACCAAAUGGACAGUUUCUCUACUCCAGGGCUUCGAAACUCAGACGGUAUCGCUCCAUCAUCGCCUAAUUUCAUCAAGCCAGGCAAACGCCCCAUGUCAUCGAUGAGUCCGACGAUUCUUUUGGCUGAGAACGGUGACGUCAGACUCGCUUUAGGCGCGUCGGGAAGUUCGCGAAUGAUCACUUCGAUUUCACUGGUAAGCUUGCGAACUCAACGUUUUGAAGAGGAUUUACGUGACGUCAUCAAUCAACGUAGAAUUCAUCAUCAGUUGUCUCCAAAUUACAUUCAGUAUGAGAACGGAUUUAGUGAGGAAAUAAUGUCAGGAUUAGAAAACAAAGACCAUGAACUUUAUCUUCAGACGAGAUACGCCGUCGUGCAGGCAAUUCUACGUGAUCGUGAGGGCUCCCUCUUUGCUUUCUCUGAUCCAAGAAAAGGAGGAGUCGCUGCUGGUUUUUGAGGAGGCUGGGCUGAGCCAUAGAGAUGUAUAUCUCUAUGGACUGAGCCUUGAUAUUUUAAUAGGGGCACGAUAUAAAGUGGAAUAUUUUUUUAUUGAUUUGAAUAAGGAAAAAUUGUUAUUUUGCUCCAACCAUUUAGCGCUUCUACAACAUAACUACCCUGAAGAUUCUCAAAAUGAUUUUAUCAAAAUGUUAAUAAUUAUAUAAUUACUUGCAUUAAAUAUAUUUCAUAACAGGGAGGAGAUGGAAGGGAAGAGGGAGAGAGAGAGGGGGGGCAAUGGGACAGAGAGGGGAAGGAUGGAAAAUAGAAUGAGGAAAUUGAGUGAGGUAGAGAGAAAAAAGAAAGGGAGUAGGGAGGGGGGGAGUAAAAUUAAGGGUUAGGGUGAAUAUACUGUAUAAGAUACAAAAAUGCCUACAUAAGAGAUGACUCCUGUAUUGAUUAUGGGUUAGAGGUUUUCCAAAUACAAUAUUUACAGGGUUCUUUUGUUUUUCUUUCAUUCUUUUGUUCUUCUUUUCGAUAUUAUUUUUUUUAGGCCUACAGCUAUUGGUCAAGACUUGAAUUUUAUCAUGUAAACCGUUUUUGUGCAUUCAUUACUUGUUUAUAUUGUUUGCGUGGAUGUUUGGUGUAUAUAGCUAGGUGUGUGUGGGGGUGGGUGCAUGGGGGGUCUCUAAAAACAUUUCCUACGUUGUACUGGGGUAAUGGACGCAGUUGUGAUGAAGGGGUGGGUUUUAUUAUAUUUCGGCGCACAAUAUUUAAUUUUAGACUUUUUUAAUUCGUCGUCAAUUACAUUUCACUUUAAGCAUGUUAAUAUUCGAAUGUUUCAUUUACGUAAUAACUAUGUGCACACGUAUGGGCUUACUUGUAAUUUGUAUUUAAAAAGGGGGAAUGUAUGUUCCUAUUAUUUUUUUGGAAAAAAUUACAAGACAGAAAUGAUAUUGUACCUUGUUGAGGUGUAUGGGAUGAAAAGGCCUACAUUAAAAUUAAUAUUACCAAAACCUGA
Molecule: messenger RNA, 3305 nt
Organism: Lytechinus pictus (painted urchin)
Lineage: Eukaryota; Metazoa; Echinodermata; Echinoidea; Temnopleuroida; Toxopneustidae
Product: scoloptoxin SSD14-like
Exons: 12
Coding region: 516-2306 (596 amino acids)
Biological process (GO): glutathione catabolic process
Cellular component (GO): plasma membrane
Molecular function (GO): glutathione gamma-glutamate hydrolase
Source: RefSeq, a predicted model, not a curated record